Messenger RNA from Alternaria burnsii, 1164 nucleotides. RefSeq names its product glycoside hydrolase family 93 protein. The record is from RefSeq and is a predicted model, not a curated record. The transcript has 2 exons. NCBI's taxonomy places the organism in Eukaryota, Fungi, Ascomycota, Dothideomycetes, Pleosporales, Pleosporaceae. Bases 1 to 1164 code for a protein of 387 amino acids.
AUGUUGUUCAAGCUCCUGGUAGCGACAGCUGCAUUGUCCAGCAAUGCCAUUGCACACCCUCUAUCCUGCAACAGCUCUGCCCCCCAACCCUGGGGCUUCUUUACAAACAACACCAUCUAUCAAACCUCGGGCGACGAGGGAAUAACUUACCCGCGCUAUACUGAGCUCCAAGACGGAACAAUCAUCGCUACAGCGUCCCUCUCCGGUCACAACCCAAACUACUUCCCGAUCUUUGAAUCCAAAGAUGGCGGUGCAUCCUGGGAGCACGUUUCCGAUCUUCAUGACACAGUCAACGGUUGGGGAUUUAGUGCCCAGCCGGCGCUGACGGAAUUGACAGAACCAAUGGGUGGCUACCCAGCCGGUACCAUUCUGGGGGGUGGGAACAGCUGGAGUAACAACGGGACAAGGAUCGAUCUCUAUGCUAGCAGAGACGGUGCGCGGACGUGGGAGUUCGUAAGCCAUGUUGCUGAAGGCGGGAGGCCAAAUACUACAAAUGGCGCGACGCCAAUCUGGGAGCCGUACUUCUUACAGUACCAAGGCCAGUUAGUAGCCUACUACUCAGACCAACGCGACCCCCUGCACGGCCAAAAACUCGCCCACCAAACCUCCACCGACCUAAAAACCUGGGGCCCAGUGGUAAACGAUGUCGCCUACGAAGAGUACCUCGCUCGCCCAGGUAUGACGGUAGUAGCCUUUAUUCCUCCGCUCAACCAAUGGAUUCUCGUCCACGAAUUGCCCAUCGGAAAUUCGUCUUCGUACGGCUCGAACUACCCAGUUUACUACGUCAUGGCCGAUAGCCCGCUAAACUUUCGCAACAGCAUUGGCAGACCCAUCGUUAUUAACAACAGUACGGUGCCGAAUGCAAGUCCGUAUGUGGUCUGGAGCCCGCUUGGUGGACCAAACGGUACGAUUAUAGUAAGUGAUGCGGAUCGAAGGCAGGUGUAUACGAACUCUGCAGGUGGCGCGUUGGAUAAGUGGGAGGAACAUGCUACGCCGGCCGGUGCGGUGUACAGUCGGGCUAUUCAGAUCUUCAAUAAGAGGCCGAAUCAUCUGAUGAUUUACGGAGGUGAGACUUACGACGAUAGGGGUACGGGCAUUCACACACCGUUUUCGGCGACGGUCGUGAGGCUGGAUGAGGUGCUUAAGGCGCCAGGAACGGAGUAA